AUGCUGGUGUUGUUGGUCCAUAACCUGGCCGGCCCCUACCUCCUCCCCCUCUACCGCAUCGCCGUUGGCUAGUUGUCGGAGGCCAUGCGAUCCAACACCAGGGGGCGCUACCACUACGACACAUUUGUCUCCUACAGCGGGAAGGACGAGCGCUGGGUGGUGGAGGAGCUGCUGCUGCACAACCUGGAGCAGAGGGGUCCCUCUUUCCUGCGCCUCUGUCUACACAGCAGACUUCCAGCUGGGGAAGGACAUUGUGGAGAACAUCACAGACAGCCUCUACCAGAGCCACCACACCCUCUGCCUGGUCAGUCGCCACUUCCGGCGCAGUAACUGGUGUUCCCUGGAGAUGAAGCUGGCCACCUCCAGGCUGCAGGUGGAGCAAAGGGACAACCUCCUCCUGGUCUUCCUGGAGAAGAUCCCCCCUCACUGGCUGUCUGCCCACCACAGGCUGGCUCGCCUGGUGAAGACCAGGACCUAUCUGGACUGGAACCCCAUUAGCACCAGGCAUUCUGGGACAGACUGUGGGCUAAACUGA
Messenger RNA from Coregonus sp. 'balchen', 535 nucleotides. NCBI's taxonomy places the organism in Eukaryota, Metazoa, Chordata, Actinopteri, Salmoniformes, Salmonidae. The record is from the annotation of a GenBank genome assembly.